Molecule: messenger RNA, 876 nt
Organism: Phymastichus coffea
Lineage: Eukaryota; Metazoa; Arthropoda; Insecta; Hymenoptera; Eulophidae
Exons: 2
Coding region: 1-876 (291 amino acids)
Source: RefSeq, a predicted model, not a curated record
AUGGGGGAUAACGGCGACAAUCAGAACCAAGUUCCUGUCGCCGACCUCGCUGCCGCCCUGGAAACUCAAGGGCAGGAGCUCACUCGGCUACAGCAGCAAUUGGCCAUGCAAAAUGUAGGACCUGCACGCUCCUGCAAGCUUCCCCCCGUCUGGAAGGAAUCGCUGGAGGGCUGGUUCGCGCACGCCGAGUCCAUGAUGGCAUGCCAUGGCGUCACCGCUGAUGAGAUGCGCUACAACCUCAUCGUGACCGCUCUGGACGCUGCUAUGACGAGGGACCUUCUGGACGUGCUGCAGGACCCACCGGCCGAAGGCAACGGCUUCGCACACUGUACAGCGGCAUCCAGACGCAAGCCGUCGAGCAUCCUCCACGAGAUGAGGCGUCUCGCAGGCACCAGUAUCGACGACGCUGGGCUGAAGGUUCGCUGGCUCGACGUGCUGCCGCCCAUGUCGCAGCAGGUUCUCUGCGUCAUGCGCAACGCCUCGCUUCAGGAGCUAGCUGAAGCCGCAGACGAGCUUUACAAGCUGCCAGGCGCCUCCGUGUCAGCAGUGAGGCAGGGCUCACGUGGCACAUCGCCGGCUCGCACUGCCUCCACCGGCUCUUCCAUCAGUGGGGACAUCGCUGAUCUGCGUGCCGGGAUGGCACAGCUGCUGUCAGCCACGAAGCUGAUCCUCGAGGCUGUCACCGCCUUGACGCAGUUCUCGCGUCCUGGUUCGCAGCAGUCCGGACGUGACCGCAGCCGAAGCCGUGGCUCAGGAAGCCGCUCGGCCUCACCAGCACCCAACGGCCACUGCUACUACCACUAUCGUUUCGGUGCUUCAGCAGAGCACUGCCGUCAGCCCUGCACUUUCGUCGCCAGCUCGGCGCCAAAAAACUAA